Endocarpon pusillum Z07020 is the source of this 1239-nucleotide messenger RNA. RefSeq lists its product as uncharacterized. Gene Ontology annotation, molecular function: metalloendopeptidase activity. Gene Ontology annotation, biological process: proteolysis. NCBI's taxonomy places the organism in Eukaryota, Fungi, Ascomycota, Eurotiomycetes, Verrucariales, Verrucariaceae. The transcript has 2 exons. The coding region runs from base 1 to 1239 and encodes 412 amino acids. The record is from RefSeq and is a predicted model, not a curated record.
AUGGCCGCCAAGAACUACGCUGUUUGCUCCAUCAUUCCUCCUCAUAUGCUUGCUGGCAUUGUCCAGAGCACCUCCGCUCAGCAGAUCAGCCGUGAUUGUGCCCAACAUACCCUCGAUCAUACCGAUGAGAUUCGUGUUCAACGUCAUCCCAGCCUUCGCCAGACUCAACAUGGGCCUCCUGGGGCUCAAGGAAUUGUUCCUCCCCACAUCACCAGUCAUGUUGCUCAGCACCACGAUGACCAAGGCGUCCGAGCAUCUGCCGACGACACUACCAAACAUGACGAAGGUAUUCGAGCGGCUCGUGCCAAGGGUGACCACAGUGCUGUCAGCGCAGGUGCCAUCAAUCGAAAGAUCUACAGCUGCAACGGCACUACUCGUCUUCCCGGAACAUUGAUUCGUGGCGAGGGUCAACAACCUAUUGGUACCCGCGACGCAUCACGAGACCCUGAUGAGUGCUACGAGGGCUUCGGAGCAACCUUCGAUUUCUACAAGAAUAUCCUCGGCCGAAACAGCAUCAAUGAUAGAGGUCUACCUCUCAUCGGCUCUGUUCACUAUGGUAGGAAAUAUGACAACGCUAUGUGGGACGGCGAACAGAUGAUCUUCGGCGAUGGGGACGGCGUCAUCUUUAAUGGCUUCACCGACGAACUUGAUGUCAUUGGCCACGAGCUCACCCAUGGUGUAACCCAAUACACUGCCAACCUCGAAUACGAAGGAGAGUCUGGAGCCCUGAACGAAAGCAUCAGCGACUGUUUCGGCUCCAUGAUCAAGCAAUACAGCCUGAAGCAGGACUCCGCCACUGCUGACUGGCUGAUUGGAGAAGGCCUCCUUGCAAAGGGCAUCAAUGGUGUCGCUCUUCGAUCCAUGAAGGCGCCCGGCACAGCUUACGAUGACCCACAGCUUGGUGGCAAAGAUCCCCAGCCUUCAAACUACGCCAACCUGUACAAGGGAACCCAGGACAACGGCGGAGUCCAUAUCAACUCUGGAAUCCCCAACAAAGCUUUCUAUCUUGCUUGCAUUGGGCUCGGGGGUAAUUCAUGGGAUAGAUGUGGAAAGAUCUGGUAUGAAACCUUGACCAGCGGGAAAUUGUCCACUAGGGCCAAUUUUCAGGCCUUCGCCGAUUUGACCGCAUCCGUGGCCAGCACCUUGUACGACGCUGAUGCUAGUCAGGCGGUUGUCGAUGCCUGGGCUGGUGUGGGUAUUACUGUCACUGGAGGACAGUCUGGUGGUGGUGGGUUGUGA